GACCUGCCGCUGAAGCGGAAGCAGCGCCGCAGCCGCACCACGUUCACGGCGGAGCAGCUGGAGGAGCUGGAGAAAGCUUUCGAGAGGACCCACUACCCCGACAUCUACACCCGCGAGGAGCUGGCCCAGCGCACCAAGCUCACCGAGGCCCGCGUGCAGGUKUGGUUCAGCAACCGGCGGGCGCGCUGGCGCAAGCAGGCAGGAGCCAACCAGCUGGCCGCCUUCAACCACCUGCUGCCGGGAGGGUUCCCGCCGGCCGGAAUGCCAGCCCUGCCCCCGUACCAGCUGCCCGACUCCUCCUACCCCAGCACCACCAUCUCCCAAG
This is a messenger RNA of Malurus melanocephalus (red-backed fairy wren), 325 nucleotides long. RefSeq names its product paired box protein Pax-7-like. The annotation marks the transcript as partial. Gene Ontology annotation, biological process: regulation of transcription by RNA polymerase II. Gene Ontology annotation, molecular function: DNA-binding transcription factor activity, RNA polymerase II-specific; RNA polymerase II transcription regulatory region sequence-specific DNA binding. The record is from RefSeq and is a predicted model, not a curated record. The transcript has 2 exons. Lineage: Eukaryota; Metazoa; Chordata; Aves; Passeriformes; Maluridae.